Mandrillus leucophaeus (drill) is the source of this 4767-nucleotide messenger RNA. It is a transcript of the gene MUC22, whose product is annotated as mucin 22. The transcript is spliced from 4 exons. Lineage: Eukaryota; Metazoa; Chordata; Mammalia; Primates; Cercopithecidae. Bases 1 to 4767 code for a protein of 1588 amino acids. The record is from RefSeq and is a predicted model, not a curated record.
AUGAGAAGAGGAAACAUUUCUCCAGCCUUCUGGUUCCUGUGGCUGCUUCUCUUUGGACUUCUGGGACCCAGCUCUGAGAAUACCACAGACUUCACAAAAGGCUCUGACACCACCACAGCCUCCAUCACAGGCUCUGAGACCAGCACGGCCUCCACCAUGGCCUCUACUAUGGCCUUAACUGCAGGCUCUAAGAUCACCACAGACUCUACCACAGGCUCUGAGACCAACACGACCUCCACCACAGACUCAGGGACUACUAUAGCCUCCACUAGGACCUUCACCACAGGCUCUGACACAACCACAGCCUCCACUGCAGGCUCUGAAACUAUUGUGGCCUCCACCGCAGUCUCUGAGACCACAACAUCCUCUACUAUAGCCUCUACUACAGUCCCUGAGACUACCAUGGCCUCCAGCACAACCUCCACUGCAGGCUCUGAGACAACGAUGGCCUCCACCAUAACUUCUGAAACCACCAUGGCCUCCACCACAAGUUAUCAGACCGCCACAGUCUCUACCACAGGCUCUGAGACCACCACCACCCCCACUGCAGGCUCUGGGGCCACUAAAGUCUCUACCACAGGCUCUGAAACCACCACAGCAUCUACUGCAGGUUCUGAGACCACCUCCUCCACCUCCACGGCAGGCUCUGAGGCCACCACAACCUCAACUGCAGACUCCAAGGUGAUCACAGCAUCCAGCAUGAGCUCUGAGACCACUAUGGCCUCCACUGUAGGCUCUAACACCACCACAGCCUCUACCACAGGCUCUGAGACCACUACAGUCCCUAUUAAAGCCUCUGAGACCACUACAGCCUCUACAGCAGGUUCUGAGACCACCACCUCCACCCCUACAGGCUCUCAGACCACCAUAGUCUCUAUUUCAGGUUCUGAGAUCACCACCGCCUCCACAGCAGGAUCUGAGACUACCACAGUCUCUAGUGCAGGCUCUGAGACAACCACCAUCUUCACUGCAGGCUCUGAGACCACUACAGUCUCUACCACAGGCUCUGAGACCACCACAGUCUCCACCAUGGGCUCUGAGACCACCGUAACCUCUACUGCAGGCUCUGAGACCACCACAGUCUCAACUUCAGGCUCUGGAACCACCACAGCCUCUACUGCAGAUUCUGAGACCACUGCAGCCUCUACUACAGGCUCUGAGACCACCAUGGCAUCCACCAUGAGUUCUGAGACCACUGCAGCCUCUACCACAGGCUCUGAGACCACCAUGAUCUCCAAUGCAAGCUCUGAGAUGACCACAGUCUUCACUGUAGGCUCAGAGACCAUCACAGCGUCUACCAUGGGUUCUGAGACAACCAUGGCAUCCACCAUAAACUUUGAGACCACUGUAGUCUCUACCAUAGGCUCUGAGACCACCACAGCCUCUACUGCAGACUCUGAGACCACAACAGCCUCUACUGCACAUUCUGAGACCACUGCAGCCUCCACCAUGGGCUCUGAGACCACCACAGUCUCAGCUGCAGGCUCUGAGACCACAGUCUCCAUUGCAGGUUCUGAGACCACUGCAGCCUCUACUAAAGAUUCUGAAACCAACAUAGCAUCUACUGAAGAUUCUGAGAGUACCUCAGCCUCUACUACAGGGUUUGAGACAACCACAGCCUCUACUACAGGCUCUGAGGCCACUAUGACAUCCACCAUGGGCUCUGAGACCACUAUGACCUCUAUCAUAGGCCCUGAGACCACCAAGGUUUCCACUGCAAGCUCUGAGAUGAUCACAGUCUCUGCUGAAGGCUCUCAGACCACCACAGCCUCUACCACAGGCUCUGGGACCACUACAGACUUUAAUACCAGCCCUGAGACCACCACAGCCUCCACCAUGGGCUCUGAGACCACCACAGAUUCUACCACAGGCUCUGAGACCACCACAGCCUCCACUGAAGGCUCUGAGACCACUACAGUCUCUGCCACAGGCUCUGAGACCACCACAGUCUCUACCACAGGCUCUGAGACCACUACAGUUUCAUCCACAGGCUUGGAGACCACCAUCACUACCAUUGAAGGCUCUGAGAUGACUAUAGUCUCCACCACAGGCGCUGAGACCACCACAGCCUCUACUGAAGGCUCUGAGACUACUACAGUAUCUGCCACAGGCUCUGAGACCACCACAGUCUCUACUGAAGGCUCUGAGACCACUACACUCUCCACCACAGGCUCUGAGACCACUAAAGUUUCUAUCACUGGCUCAGAGACCACUACCACUUCUACUGAAAGCUCUGAGAUGACUACAGUCUCCAUCACAGGCUCUGAGACCACUAAAGUUUCUAUCACUGGCUCAGAGAACACUACCACUUCUACUGAAGGCUCUGAGAUAACUACAGUCUCCAUCACAGGCUCCGAGACCACCACAGCCUCUACUGAAGGCUCUGAGACCACCUCAACCUCUACUACAGGCUCUGAGACCACCACAUCCUCUACUACAAGCUCUGAGACCACUAUGGCAUCCACCAUGAGCUCUGAGACCAUUAUGGCCUCUACCAUAGGCUCUGAGACCACCAAGGUCUCCACUGCAAGCUCUAAAAUGACCACAGUCUUCACCGAAAACUCUGAGACCACCAUAGCCUCUACCACAGGCUCUGAGACCACCACAGUCUCCACUCCAGGCUUUGAGACAAUCCCAGCCUCUACAGCAGGCUCUGAGACCACCAUCACCUCCACUGAAGGCUCUGAUGCCACUACAGUCUCUACCACAGGCUCUGAGACCACCACAGCCUCUACUGAAGGCUCUGAGACCACUACACUCACUACCACAGGCUCUGAGACCCCAACAAUCUAUAACACAGGUUCUGAGACCACCACAGCCUCUACUGCAGGCUCUGAGAUAACCGCCACCUCUACUGAAGGCUCUGAGACCACCACAGCCUCUACUGAAGGUUCUGAGACCACUACAGUUUCUACCACAGGCUCUGAGACCACCACAGUCUCUGCUGAAGGCUCUGAGACCACCACAGUCUCUGCUGAAGGCUCUGAGACCACUACAGUCACUACUAUGGGCUCUGAGACCACCACGGCCUCUACUGCAGGCUCUGAGACCACCACAGAUUCUACCACAGGCUCUGAGACCACCACAGCCUCUACUGAAGGCUCUGAGACCACUACAGUCUUCACCAUGGGCUCAGAGACCACCACAGGCUCUACCACAGUCUCUGAGACCACCAUGGCCUCUACUGAAGGCUCUGAGAUCACUACAGUCUCCACCACAGGCUUGGAGACCACCAUGGUCUCUACCACAGGCUCUGAGACUACCAUCACCCCUACUGAGGGUUCUGAGACCACUACAGUCACUACUGCAGGCUCUGAGUCCACAACAGUCUAUACCACAGGCUCUGAGACUACCACCACCUCUACUGAAGGCUCUGAGACUACCACAGUCUCUACCAUGGGCUCCGAGACCACCACAGCCUCUCCCGCAGGUUUGGAGACCACCACAGUCUCCACCACAGGCUCUGGGACCACCACAGCCUCUACUGCAGGCUCUGAGACCACAACAGUCUAUACCACAGGCUCUGAGACUACCACCACCUCUACUGAAGGCUCUGAGACCACUACAGUUUCUACCACAGGCUCUGAGACCACCACGACCUCUACCACAGGCUCUGUGAUGACUACAAUAUCUACCACAGUCUCUGAGACCACCAUGGUCUCUACCAUAGGCUCUGAGACCACCACAUCCUCUACUGCAGGCUCUGAUACCACCACCACCUCUACUGAAGGCUCUGAGACCACCAUGGCCUCCACAGCAGGCUCUGAGAUCAGCACAGCCUGUACCACAGGUUCUGAGACCUCCACAUCCUCCAGUGCAGGCUCUGAGACCAACACUGCCUUCAUCAUAGGCUCUGAGACCACCAUAGCUUCCACUGCAAGCUUUGAGCCCACUGCAACUUCCCUCACAGGCUCUGAGACCACCACAGUCUCUAUCACAGCUUCUGGGGCCACUGCAGCCUCCAUCACUGUCUCUGCCACCACUUUUGUACCCACCAAGGCCACUGACGUGUCUAUUCAGCCCAUCACCAACACAGCUAUGUCAGGCACCAAGACCACUGGAACCAGACCCACCGCCUCCAGCUCUGUCACCAUGACCUCUGGAAUGGACUCCACAGCCUCUGCUGCCAGCCAUAUUGUGCCAGGAAUAGUCCCAAACACCUCUGGCCUGGAUACAUCUACUAGGGGAGCAUCAUCUACCACCUCAGCCCCUGGUGUCAGGACCACCACAGGAUCCACCCAUGAGCCAACUAGCAGCACCUCCCAGGAAACAGGCCCAGUAUCCACAGGCACGAACACAGUUAGCAUGAGCCACAUGCCCACAAACGUGAUCAAACCAAGUGGAUAUUUACAGCCCUGGGCUAUCAUCCUCAUUUCCCUGGCUGCAGUCGUGGCUGGUGUUGGAUUGUCAGUAGGACUGAGUUUUUGUCUGAGAGACCUUUUCUUCCCCCUGAGGAAUUGUGUUUAUUACCCCCAUGGCCACAGCCAUGGCCUUGGUCUGGACCUGGACUUGGGCCUGGGCUCUGGGACAUUCCACAGCCUGGGAAAUGCUCUGGUUCAUGGAGGAGAACUUGAAAUGGGACAUGGAGGAACAUGUGGCUUUGGACACGGAGUGGGCCAUGGACUGAGCCACAUCCAUGGAGAUGGCUACGGAGUGAAUCAUGGCGGGCGUUAUGGACAUGGAGGAGGCCACGGAGGAGACCAUGGAGUGGAUCACAGAGGAAGCCACCAAGAAGGCCAUGGCAGGACAAGAUGGCUGUGGCCAUAG